UCUCAAAGGCCUAAAUAAAACCAGAUGUCUCAUGACAUGAGUGGAAAUGAAAACCUACUUGGGGGGCCAGUGGCACAUGCAGUCCAGUGGCACAGGUGUGACCAGCCAAACAGAAUUUUCAAGAACCCAAACCAUCUUGGAGAGGGUGUCCACCUUGUUUUUAGCCCAUCAUUUUUUUUGUGCUUCGGGACAGGUACAAACAAGGUCAUCAUGACUGAUGAGAUGCCAAAAGUUGAAGUCUAUGGCAUCUUCAUCAAUGGGAAGGCGAAAGGUCUUGUAAGCACAGAAAUGAAAGACAAAGUCAAGCACCUGCGCCUGGAGAUGACAAACCAGGGCUGUGAGUUUGCUGGAUGCUUGUUCAAAGCGUCAGAUGGCCAGGUCAUCCCCGAGAACAUGGAAGCGUACAUUCCAAUGAAGGAAGUGCUACAUCCUUACAAGAGCAAGCUUGUUCUUCAGAUGACCAAGAAAGACAACGUUGUACUUGUAGAGGACCCAUACCACUUUCCUGAUGGAGAGGACAGCAUCACCAGUGACAUGGAGAUGUCUGGAGAGAAGAAGGAGGAGAGCAUCACCAGUGACAUGGAGAUGUCUGGAGAGAAGAAGGAGGAGAGCAUCACCAGUGACAUGGAGAUGUCUGGAGAGAAGAAGGAGGAGAGCAUCACCAGGGACACCACAAAGAAGUAUUCCAUCUUCACAUCAGGUGCAAAGUGGACGUCCAGACACAAAUACUCACCUGAUCAAAUUGCUAGAGUUCCAGAUGGAAUGAAGCGCUACUAUGAAUUCUGGAAUAAGACGGCAGAAGAGAGAAGCAUGGCGGGAUAUGCAGGAUGGGAACUAAAGAAGAGGAUUGAUAAAAAGUGGAAACUGCACCAAAAAAACACUGCUGCUGCCACUGCCACCGCCACCAAAGCCGCCACCAAAGCCACACCACUACUAGACAAGUUGCCAGCCCUAAAAGCUGCAACUAAGCCAGGCAAGGAGCCAUAUGUUGAACUGGCUCUGGCAAAGUAUGUGGGGUCGGACAAGUGCAAGCAAGAGUUGGAUGACGCGAUGAAUAGAAUCAGGAGGCGGCACAUAAAUUACGAUGCUGUGCCAGCUGGUCAGAGCCCAGCAGAGUUUAUCAAGGCCCAGCUGGCAAACCUUUAGCUUGAAAGACUGCAUAUACAGUAUGCUUAUUGAUGCACAUGGGUCUUUCUUAUUUAGUUUUUUUGUUAGUUUUACAGCCAGAAUGCUUUGUUGGCAACUAGCUGCAUCAAUACACAUCCAACAAUACACACCCAGAUGACUUAUUGUGGCCCGCAAUCAGAUGGAUUUCAUAUGUUACCUUUGAAAAUACAGCAUCUAUUACAAUAUUGUCAGUAGAAUUUUUUCAUUAAUUAUCAACAGACUCAAUGAUCCAUGAGAAUGUCUGAUUUUUGUUACAUUUGUACAACACUUGAUAAAUUGUGUGAUAAACAUUGAUGCAAUAUUCACGUUAAAAAUUGUGCCCAAACUGAUAUUUGAUAUACUGAUAUAUUGUUGAUGAUAAAAUGAUAUUUGAUAUAUUGAUAUAUUGUUGAUGAUAUUUGAUAUAUUGAUAUAUUGUUGAUGAUAAAAUGAUAUUUGAUAUAUUGUUUUUGUAAUAAUUGUCAAAAUAUCAUUUUCUUUACUUUUCCAUGGGUGCUUUUUGGUGCAUUUGUGUUUUUCUGAUGCACAAGUAGUAUAACAUCAUCAAUCAAUGGUGAUUUCAGAAAAACACUGCUGUUUGGUGAAGAUUGGGCACUAUUUUUGACCUGAAUAUUGCAUCAAUGUCUAUCACACAAUUUGUAAAGUUGUAGGAAAGUAACAGAAAUCAAAACGUUCUCAUGGACUAAUUGAGUAUGUUGACAAUUCAAGAAGUUAAAAUGUUACUGACAAUAUUGUACUAGAUGCUGUAUUUUCAAAAGGUAACAUAAGAAAUCCAUAUGACUGUGGGCCACAGUAAGCCAUCUGGGGCGUGUAUUGUUGGAUGUGUAUUGAUGCAUUCUGGGAAGGUAGAUAGACACCACUGUGGUGAAAAGUUGGAAAUAGUGUUUUGAUUGUGUCAAAAAGGUUGUUUCUUUAUAAUACAUAUAAAAUGUAUUUCAUCUUCCAUUGCAUCCCUCACACAGUAUUUACACAACCUAUCUUUAACUGACAACUUUUUUUAUAACAUUACCAUUUUCUAUUGUUAGAUACCCCCAAAUCUGUAUAGAACACAAUUCAUGGCAUAGGUGAAAGUGUACUAGUAUCAUACUUGGAGUUCAUGGUGCAACAUUGCAUUAAAAGAUUAUAUGAUUAUGGUCCAACCCAUGAGUCUUGGUCUGUUCAUCUCAAGGAUGAUAUGGUUGCAAGAAAGACUGGCAAGCAAGAAUGAUAGCAGGAAUAGAUAUAGCAACUUGGCAUCAAGUCUGAUAUAGUAUAGAUCUUCAUUGGCGAAGGAUGUUUCUGCAGAAAAUCAUACUCAAUGGUCAAGAUGAAAAAAAAAACCUUGGGAAGGUUAAAAAUAACCAAAACAACACACCUCUGAUAGGUAACUAAUCUCAAAGCAGAUUUUAUUGGAGGAAUGGAGGUAUAAGACAAAAUCCAAAGAUAUCUACCAUGGAUUUGCAUUACAUGUAUAACCUGAACAACCUAACAAUGUUCAAUCAUGUGGCGAGGAUUGUGCAACUACAGCCGCAUGGCGCGUUUGAUACCCCCGAUCAAUCACGGAAGUUAAGCAACGCGCAGUCCGGUCAGUUCUUGGAUGGGGGAUGAACAAAGGACAAACGGGGAUUCUGUGCUCGAGGAGGCGCUUCUACCACAUUAAUCAGCCUCAAUACUCAACAUGGCACUGGCUGCAAAUACACUUGAUAUCAUAUUAAUAUUACCCUUGUUUCCAGCUGGCUGUGCCCCGUCAGACUCCAUAGACUACAGUCGCAUAAAUUAUGGAAAUGUUGCCUCUAUGCCAUAUAGGCAACAUUUCCAUAAUUUAUGCGACUAUAGAACUACUAUCAAGCAGCAUUGCGAACCCAAGAGGGAAAUAAAAUGCAAUCAAACGUGACAAUUUACAGCGAUCUGAGGGGAAACAAGGUGUGUUUGGCUAUGUCACCUAUGGUAGAUUUGCAUAAUCAAUUGUAGCCUUUAUAAUACUGUGAAAUCAAAUCUUGGACCAGUCUGUAAGCAGACCCCUAAGUCAGAGUCUAGAGCCCAAAUCCAGUCCCAAAGUCUAAAAUUGCAGUUUCAUCUUACAGUACCCCUAAUCCAGUACCCCUAAAGUCCAAGCGUCCAGUCCAAUGCAGCCACCUAAGUAAAGUCAAACAAUUGAGAGAGUCCAAGUCCAACUUGCCAGACCCCUAAGGUCCAAAGAGUCCAGUCCUACCUUAGUACACCCUAGGGUCCAAGCGUCCAGUCCAAAUGUAGCACCAUAUGUCAAACAUUUAACAGUUGAGAGUCCAAGUCCAGCUUGCCAGACCCCUAAAGUCCAAAGAGUCAAGUCCUAACUUAGUACCCCUAGAGUCCAUGUGUCCAGUCCAAAUUAUGUGCUUGCCAGACCCCCACAGUGUGCCAGACCCCUAAAGUCCAAGAGUCCAAGAGAACCUUAAGUACCCCUAGAGUCCAAGAGUCCAGUCCUAUCUAUCAAUAUUACCCCUAGAGUCCAAGUGUCCAGUCCAAGCUAAUGUACCCCCUAGAGUCCAAGCGUCCAGUCCAAUGUCGUCAACCCCCUCUCCACAGUUAUUUUUUGGAAUAGC
This is a messenger RNA of Branchiostoma floridae (Florida lancelet), 3728 nucleotides long. RefSeq lists its product as uncharacterized. The transcript is spliced from 5 exons. Lineage: Eukaryota; Metazoa; Chordata; Leptocardii; Amphioxiformes; Branchiostomatidae. Bases 25 to 1146 code for a protein of 373 amino acids. The record is from RefSeq and is a predicted model, not a curated record.